Syngnathoides biaculeatus (alligator pipefish) is the source of this 2228-nucleotide messenger RNA. It is a transcript of the gene grsf1, whose product is annotated as G-rich RNA sequence binding factor 1. Gene Ontology annotation, molecular function: RNA binding. Gene Ontology annotation, cellular component: ribonucleoprotein complex. Lineage: Eukaryota; Metazoa; Chordata; Actinopteri; Syngnathiformes; Syngnathidae. The coding region runs from base 219 to 1409 and encodes 396 amino acids. The record is from RefSeq and is a predicted model, not a curated record. The transcript is spliced from 10 exons.
CAUUUUGAACUUCAGACCGGAUAUCCGGAAUAUUUCACCGUUUACCUCUGAAACGGAGCGUGCGUUGUCCUUGACACAUUGCCUCACGUGAGCACUUUUAACGUCACAAUUCCCAUUCAUAAUUACAUAAAUGCGUUUUUAGUACCCUUUAUCAUUAUUUUUUUUAACAUACUCGAGUUGGUUUCAAACUCCUAAACUCGUUCUGAGUUGAAGCUAGCAUGAGUGCUAGCAGCCGGUCAGUAUUGACGUUACUCCAGCGAUGUGUGGCUCGGAGUCACCAGACGAGCGCAAGGUGUGCGCUCAUUCAUCGGCCCAUUUGGACCUCCUCGACCUGGACAGCAUCCCCUCUUUGGGGAUUGUGUCGUCUCCAGUGCCCCCCCGUCGCGAGGAUCACCCAGCGUAGUUUGUGCAGCGAGGCGCCAUGUGAGGAAAAAUAUCCUCCUCUUCCACCCUACCAGUCUGACACGAUGCCCACCGAGACGAAGGAGGUGUACAUUGUGCAGGUGAAAGGCCUUCCUUGGUCAUGCACGGCCCAGGACCUCGUGCACUUCUUUUCAGAAUGUCGUAUCCGCGACGGCACGUCGGGUGUGCACCUGACUGUGGACCACCAGGGGAGGCCGUCGGGGCGCGCCUUCGUGGAGAUGGAGCAUGAAGAGGAUGUCAGCAAAGCGCUUGAGAAGCACCGUCAGUACCUGGGCCCUCGCUACGUGGAAGUGUAUGAGGUGACAAACAGGGACGCCGACGGCAUCCUGAAGAAAGCGGCAUUGUUUCCUGCCGAUACCCGUGUGGUUCGACUCCGGGGUCUCCCCUUCACAUGCACUGAGGAUGACAUUGUGCACUUCUUCUCUGGUUUGGAGAUCAUGGAGAAAGGCAUCACUAUGGUGAUAAAUAGCAGAGGGAGAAGGUCUGGGGAGGCUUUUGUGUGGUUUUCCUCACAGGAAGCAGCCGAUGAAGCUCUCCAGAGAGACAGAGAGCUCAUUGGAAACAGAUACAUUGAAGUGUUUCCCAGUAGUAGUCAAGAGAUUCACUCAGGCUGGAGGAGUUCCUCUCAGGGUGUAAACGACACAACGACCAGGAAGAGAUUCGGCCCCGGACUCACGGCCGCCACACCUGCCAGGCCAGCUGCUGCUUCAUUUCCUAACCCUAAAUUCACCAACCUGUCCCAUCACAUCCACUUGAGAGGACUUCCCUUCCACAUCUCUGGAGAGGACAUUGUUAAGUUCUUUGCCCCUCUGGUGGUGUCCAGGAUCCGCCUGGACCUGGGACCUGACGGCAGGCCGAGUGGCGAGGCCGACGUUUACUUUGCCUGCCAUAAGGACGCUGUGGUGGCCAUGUCCAAGGACAGAAUGUACAUAGGUGAAAGAUACAUUGAGUUGUUCCUCAAUUCAGUACCUGACAACCAGAGUUGAAAAUCAAAAGACCUUCAACAUCAGAUUACAGUCUUUAUUCAAGAGGAAUUCAACAAUAAACUUCUGCUGGUAUAAAAACAUGGACAUCUCCUUUGUUUUGCAUUUGAAUAGAAUGUUUAAAAUUCAACAUUUUAUACGUGCUUCUCAACAAAGCAGCUUCAAAGAAAACAACUAAUUUGUCAGAUUAAAAAAAUACAAUGCAAGAAUAAAUUAAGUUAUGUUGUUGAAAUAAAAUCUGAGUUCCCCCAUUAAAAAAAAAAACAAACAAAAACAUUUGGAUAUGCAUCAUUUUGCUUGUUGACAUGAUUUGAUAGGUUUUCAUACCAAAAGAGAAAAGUAUCUAGUCUAUAGGAGUUGCACAAAGCUUUGAUUCCAUGCCAUUGGAAGCACUUUAUAAAUAAACCAGUCAACAGGGUUUAAAAACAUCAAUUUAUUAUUGAAGCAUUUCUGUGAUAUUAUUUUCUCAACAAAAAGAUAACAUUCAGCAACUUGAAAUGAUUUUGACUUGUUUGUAAAAGUGCUCCAAACAUGAAGACAUGAGCAAACUUUGUGGAUUAUUUGCCUUUAUUUCAAGCAGAUGUGUUCAUUUUUUUAAAAUCGAAAAAAUAGAGAUUAAAAGAUUGUAAGUUUGCCUUACAUCAUUAAAACAGUCUUGUUUCCAUUUGACAACCAGGUGAAAUGUCCCAAUGACUAGACAAAAUGGCACUUUUUUGGGGGGGAGGGCGGAUACAGUGACUCUUUGCUACGUUAUUCAUGCCCCAGCAAUACUGUAUUGCACAUUUCUUAGUGACGUUUUUUUUUUUUUUCAAAUGUGUUUUU